AUGGACACGCAGUGCGACGAGCUCACGGAUGGUUACGCGCACCUCACCGAAGAAACCACCCAGGAGCACCCGAGCGUUGUCCACGCGCGCUCGGAGAUUCAUCACUUUCUGCAGAAAUCGUCAUCGCACUGGCAGAGAUUGGAUCGGCUGUCGUCACACAUCGACGCCCUCAUGAAACAAUGUCAAACCUGCACGUUCGCUCAACUGCGACUCAUCUUAUGGAACUUCGAAGUGACGGUGUUUGCGUUAAAAUUUCUCGACUCCAAAUCUUGGCGGACACACCGGGAGAAUUGGCGCGCAAAUCUUUGCGCCACGAGAACGCCCGCACAGCUGGUAACCUCGGCGUACAUCCUUUUAUCAAAUUUACCGAUACUCUAA
Ostreococcus tauri is the source of this 378-nucleotide messenger RNA. RefSeq names its product unnamed product. Lineage: Eukaryota; Viridiplantae; Chlorophyta; Mamiellophyceae; Mamiellales; Bathycoccaceae. The record is from RefSeq and is a predicted model, not a curated record. Bases 1 to 378 code for a protein of 125 amino acids. The transcript has a single exon.